AUGGGAGAAAAAAAUUCGAUUAGAAACUUUUGUGUGGUUGUGGUAUUUUUGUGUGGUGGUUCUGGACACAAGGUGCAGCCCCAGCAGCUGCCACUACCACUUCAGAAGCUACCGCUUCACCUUCCAGUGUGCCUGCUCAGCUAUAUGGCUGGGAUUGAUGGAUCCACCGUUGUCCUGGAUUCUUUGGAGGAGGGUGCCACAUCUCCUUCCAGCAAGGCUGCUGGAAGUCCAAAACAUGUAGCUAUUCUAAUAAACCUUUGCUUCUGGAUUAUAAACAUAAUUGAAUAUCAAAGCAAUCCAUGUGCUACUGAUUACUGCAGGAACAAUCUUGCUUCUUUCAUUUGUUGGUGUUCAUCAGGAAGUUAACUGAGCUCAUCUGGAUUGUUCUACAUUAACAUUGAUGAAUGCAAGAUUUCCCCUGACCUUUGUGGAAGUGGUACUUGUGUCAAUACUCCAGGCAGUUUUGAGUGUGAAUGUUUUGAAGGCUAUGAAAGCGGGUUCAUGAUGAUGAAGAACUGUAUGGACAUUAAUGAAUGUGAACACAACUCUCUACUUUGUAGAGGUGGAGACUGUGUGAAUGUAGAAGGCAACUUUGAAUGUGACUGCCCACUUGGACAUGAACUAUCAUCAUUACAUGAGGAUUGUGUGGAUAUAAAUGAAUGUUCUCUGAGUGGCAAUAUGUAUAGAAGUGGAAAAUGUGUGAACAUGAUUGGAAUAUACCAGUGUACUUGUAAUCCUGGCUAUCAAGCAACUCCAGACAGGCAAAGCUGUAUGGAUAUUGAUGAGUGUAUGAUAAUGAAUGGAGAUUGUGACACCCAGUGUAGUAACUCAGAAAGCAGCUAUGAAUGUAAUUGCAGUGAAGGUUAUACCCUGAUGUCAGAUAUGAGAACUUGUGCAGAUAUUGAUGAAUGUGAAAAUAAUCCUGGUAUCUGUGAUGGUGGUCAGUGUACUAAUAUUCCUGGAGUGUAUCACUGUCUCUCUUAUGAUGGCUUAAUGGCUUCUGUGGAUAUGAAAACAGAUAUUGAUGUGAAUGAAUGUGACAUAAAUUCUAACAUCUGUAUGUUCGGGGAAUGUGAGAACACAAAGGGAUCUUUUAUUUGCCAUUGUCGACUGGGCUAUUCUGGAAAAAAGGGAACUGUUGGAUGUGCAGAUGUAGAUGAAUGUGAAAUUGGUGUUCACAACUGCAAUAUGCAUACUUCGUGCUUAAAUAUCCAAGGAAACUUUAAAUGUAGCUGCAGGAAAGGUUGGGUUGGAAAUGGUAUCAAAUGUGUUGAUUUAGAUGAAUGCUCUAAUGGAAGCCACCAAAGUAAUAUAAAUGUCCAGUGUGUGAACACAACAGAUUCAUACCACUCUACUUGUUUUGAAGGAUUCACUGGAGAUGAUUUUAGUUGCUUAGAUGUUGAUGAAUGUGCAGAAAAUAUCAAUCUUUGUGAGAAUGGACAAUGCUUAAAUGUCCCUGCUACAUAUCAUUGUGAAUGUGAGAUGGUCUUCACUCCAGGUUCAGAUUGCAAAUCCUGCCAGGAUAUUGGUGAGUGUUCAUUCCAGAAUAUCUGUGUCUUUGGAACAUGUAAAAACCUUCCAGGAGAGUUUCAUUGCAUCUGUGAUGAUGGCUAUGAACUGGAUAGAACUGGAGGAAAUUGUACAGAUGUUGAUGAGUAUGCUGAUCCCAUCAAUUGUAUCAAUGAUCUUUGUGUCAAUAGUCCUGGUCGAUAUGAAAGUAAUUGUCCGCUAGACUUCCAGCUAAAUCCAACUGGUGUAGGUUGUGUGGAUAAUCGAGUUGGUAACUGCUACCUGAAAUUUGGUCCCCAUGGAGAUGGGAAUCUCUCCUGCAACACUGAGACUGGUGUUGGAGUUAGUCAUUCCUCAUGUUGCUGCUCUUUGGGAAAGACCUGGGGAAAUCCUGGUGGCAGUUGCCCACCUGUGAACAGCACUGAUUAUUAUACUCUUUGUCCAGGAAGUGAGGGCUUCAGACCUAAUCCUAUCACUAUCAUCCUUGAGGACAUUGACGAAUACCAAGAAUUACCAGGUCUCUACCAGGAUGGAAAUUGUAUCAACACUUUUGGAAACUUUCAAUAUGAAUGCCCACAAGGCUACUACCUCAGUGAGGAAUCUCGUAUUUGUGAAGAUAUUGGUGAAUGUUUUCCAUAUCCUGGUGUCUGUGGGCCUGGGACCUGCUAUAAUACCUUGGGAAAUUAUACUUGUAUUUGUCCUCCUGAAUAUAUGCAAAUCAAUGGCGGGCAUAACUGUAUGGACAUGAAAAAAAGCUUUUGCUACCGAAACUACAACAAAACUACAUGUGAAAAUGAGAUGCCCUUUAAUGUGACCAAGAGGAUGUGCUGCUGCACAUACAAUGUUGGCAAAGCUUGGAAUAAACCUUGUGAACCAUGCCCAAGUGCAGGAGCAGUUGAAUUUAAAGCCAUAUGUGGAAAUAUUCCUGGAUUUACCUUUGAUAUUCAUACAGGAAAAGCUGUGGACAUUGAUGAAUGCAAGGAGAUUCCAAGUAUUUGUGCAAAUGGUGUUUGUAUUAACCAGAUUGGCUCUUUUCGCUGUGAAUGUCCUACAGGAUUCAGUUACAAUGAUCUUCUAUUGGUCUGUGAAGGUACUGAUGAAUACAACAGUGGAGAUAAUAUCCAUCAUCAAGAUGCAAACUGCCUCAAUAGUCUUGGUAGUUAGACUGAAAGUUCUGCAGGUUUCAAAUUUCCCCCUAAUAGUGAUUUUGUGGUAAGAAAUUCCUGUUUAGAAAUUCCAGAUGUUUGCAGUCAUAGCUUAUGUGUGGAUUUGCAAGGAAGUUAUCAGUGUGUCUGUCACAGUGGUUUUAAAGCAUCAGAAGACCAGACCAUGUGCAUGGAUGUUAAUGAAUGUGAUCAUCUGUGUGGAAAUGAAACAUGGAAAAACACAGUUGGAUCUUAUAACUGUCACUGCUACCCAAGGUUUGAACUUACUCAUCAUAAUGAUUGUAUAAAUAUAGAUGAAUGUGGUUCAUUUUUUGGACAGGUGUAUAGAAAUGGGCAAUGCUUUAAUGAAAUUAGUUCAUUAAAAUGUUUAUGUAAUGAAGGAUAUGAAUUUACUCCAGAUGGCAAAAAUUACAUUGAUAAUAAUAAAUGUGUUAUCCUUAUUGGAUGCUGUUCUUCUGAUGCCUGUCAGAACCUAGAAGAAUCAUUUUGAUUCAACUGCCCUCCAGGUUAUGAUGUAAAAAGUGAAAAUUGCAUUGAUAUAAAUGAAUGUAAUGAAGAUCCCAACAUCUGCCUUUUUGGCUCUUGCACCAAUACUCCAGGAAGUUUCCAAAGUGUCUACCCCUCGAGUUUUGUAUUGUCUGACAAUGGACGAAGAUGCUUCGAUCCUCGCCAGAGCUUCUGCUUCAAAAAUUUCGAAAAUGGAAUGUGCACAGUACCAAAAGCUUUCUGUACCACAAAGGCAAAGUAUUGUUACAAUAAAAUAUCAGAAGGCUGGGGUGACUCUUGUGAAUUGUGUUCCAAAAAUGAUGAAGUUGCUUUCCAGAAUUUAUGCCCAUUUGGCCAUGGAAUUGUCCCUGGUCUUCAUGAUACACGGGAAGAUGUCAAUGAAUGUCUUGAAAGCCCAGGCAUUUGUUCAAAUGUUCAGUGUAUCAACACAAAUGGAUCAUUUCCCUGUGAAUGCCCUAUGGGCCACAACUUUGAUUACACUGGAUUACACUGUGUGGAUACAAAUGAAUGUUCAAUUGGGAAUCCAUGUGGAAAUGGGACAUGCAUUAAUGUUAUUGGGAGUUUUGAAUGCAAUUGUAAUGAUGGAUUCAAAUCAGGUCCCAUGAUGAAUUGUGAAGACUUCAAGGAAUAUGCCCAGAAUCCACUGCUAUGUGCUUUUCGCUGCAUAAACACCUUUGGUUACUAUGAAUGUACUUGUCCUUCUAGCUUUUCCCUAAGAGAAGAUCAAAAGAUGUGUAAAGAUCUAGAUGAACGUCCUGAAGGUUUACAUGACUUUGAAUCUAAAGGCUUGAUGUGUAAGAAUAUGAUUGGUACUUUUAUGUGUAUAUGCCCCUCUGGAAUGACCCAAAGACCUGAUGGGGAAGAUUGCAUAGAUGAAAAUGAAUGCUGGACAAAGCCAGGAAUCUAUGAAAAUGGUCAUUGCAUUAACAUUGUUGGGAGCUAUAAGUGUGAAUGUAAUGAAGGAUUCCAGUCAGGUUCGUUAGACACUGAGUGCCUUGACAACAGAAAAGGAUUCUGUUUUGCAGAAGUUCUACAAUCAAUGUGUCACAUGACUGCCAGUAGCCGGAACCUUGUCAGGAAGACAGAAUGUUGCUGCAAUGAAAGAUGGAGUUGGGGAAACCAAUGUGAACUUUGCCCACUUUCUGGAACUAACCAGUACAAAAAGAUUUUUCCUCAUGGCCUAGGAUAUGCCACAGAUGGAAGAGAUUUAGAUGAAUGUAAAUUAUGUAAUAAUGGUCAGUGUAUUAAUACUGUGGCUUCAUUCGGAUGCUUCUGUAAUGUUGACCAUACAACUGACACAAGUAAAAUAUCUUGUGUAUAUCUUGAUGAGUGUCCCCAGUCUCUUAAACUUUGCAACUUUAUCUGCAAAAACAAUGAUGGAAGUUAUCAGUGUUCUAGUCCUCGAGGAUAUAUUCUACAAGAAGAUGGAAAGACUUGUAGAGACCUUGAUGAAUGUCAACUCAAACAACAAAACUGUCAGUUCCUCUGUAUUAACACCCUAGGAGAUUUCACAUGCAAAUGCUCACCUGAAUUCACACAAAAUCAUACUAUUCAUGAAAACAAUGAAUGUGGGUAUCAACCAUUGCUUUGUGAAAUGAGAGGAAUCUGUCAUAAUAUUCCUGGAAGCUUCAGUUGUGAUUGUCAGAGAGGAUUCUCUCUUGAUUCUGUUGGUUUGAAAUGUGGAGAUGUGGAUGAAUGUGAUGGAAGCCAUAGGUGCCAGCAUAGCUGCCAAAACAUCCUCCGAGGUUACAAGUGUGGUUGUCCACAAGGGUAUAUUCAGUAUUAUCAGUGGAAUCAGUGUGUUGAUGAGAAUGAGUGCACCAAUCCUAAUACUUGUGACUCUGCCUCCUGCUACAAUACUCUUGGAAGUUACAAGUGUGCUUGUCCACCUGGAUACUCUUUUGACCAAAUUUCCAGUGAAUGCCAUGAUGUGAAUGAGUGUUCAUCAACAAACAACCCAUGCAAUUUUGGUUGUUCCAACACUGAAGGUGGUUAUCUCUGUGGCUGUCCACCUGGGUACUACAGAGUCGGACAAGGUCACUAUGUCUCAGGAAUGGGAUAUAACAAAAGCCAGUAUCUGUCAGUGGAUACAAAGGUAGACAAAGAAAAUACUUUCUCUCCUGAAGCAUACUAUGAAUUCAAAAUAAAUGGCUACCCUAAGAAAGAAAGCAAACAAAAAAGAGAUAUUGAGGAAACUGAACCAACCUUGGUUGAAAAGAUGAGCUUAGAAAAUAUAGACCUGGACACUCCAAUAAAAAUGAAAUUCAACCUUUCCAGCCUUGGAAAUAAAUUACACAUUCUAGAAUUUAUACCUGCCAUUGAAUCUCUUAACAACCACAUUCGAUAUAUCAUCUCCCAGGGGAAUGAAAAUGGCAUCUUCAGAAUACAUCAACAGGAUGGACUAAGCUACUUGCACACAGUCAAGAAAAAAUCUGUGCCUGGAACUUACACACUGGAAAUAACUAGCAUUCCUCUGUAUAAGAAGAAAGAACUUAAGAAACUAGAAGAGAGUAAUGAGGACAACUACCUCCUAGGGGAGCUUGGUGAAGCUCUCAGAAUAAGGCUCCAUAUCCAACUCUACUAA
Messenger RNA from Gracilinanus agilis (Agile Gracile Mouse Opossum), 5766 nucleotides. RefSeq names its product fibrillin-2-like. The record is from RefSeq and is a predicted model, not a curated record. Gene Ontology annotation, molecular function: calcium ion binding. NCBI's taxonomy places the organism in Eukaryota, Metazoa, Chordata, Mammalia, Didelphimorphia, Didelphidae.